AUGAUUUCGUCCAAGCGGACACCUGUGCCUCGUUUGGAGGUCGGUGUUGUGCUGUCCGGGUCGACCUUGAUGAGCCGCGGAUCGGUAAUCCACAUGCUAAAAUAUCAAGUCCGCUCGACGAGUCGCCCCGACUUACGCUCGACAGGCAGCACCUCGUCGGGAAUUUCACUGGCCAGCCGAUCCCCUUCCGUUUCCUCACUUUCUUCCCUCGAAAGCACCGACGCCGAUAAUUGCCCCUUCUCGAACCUGAUCCUCGCAAUUCCUGGAGAAAACUUCUGGAAAUUUGGGAAGGGAGUUCUCAAAAUCUACACGCUAAAUGUUGCGGCGUUCUCCGACUACAAAGCCCUCCGUGUGCACACGUCGACUACGGUGGCUGAGGUGAUAGACACACUUGUCAAUAAGUUUAAGUUAUCAGCGAAAGACCCGAACCUCUUCGAGAUGUUUAUGGAGGUGACGACACGCCAUGAAGGGCGCCCAAUCCGUAGCCUGCUACUCCUCCACCCCGACUGUCGACCCCUCGAGAUGUACAGAUGCCAUCCACCAGAUAUGUCGCGAUUUAUUGUUCAUCUACGGUCUGGCGGCACGCUCGUCCGAGUGCAUGAUCACCAUCUGGAGCCCCAGAGCAACUACAAGUCGUUGAUGUUGGCAGGGGAGACGACGGCGGAGACUGCCACGCGAUUGGUGAUGGCAAUGAAUCGGAGGGAUCCGCUUGACGGCUCUUGGGCACUGUUUGUUGAGGGCAACGACGGUGAAUCAGCUCAAAUCCCCAGCGACGCCCCACUGGUACCAAUAUCGAAAAUGCUAGGCGAUAAGCACAGAAUAUUAAUCAAAAAGUUACCAAAAUCC
Molecule: messenger RNA, 846 nt
Organism: Mesorhabditis spiculigera
Lineage: Eukaryota; Metazoa; Nematoda; Chromadorea; Rhabditida; Rhabditidae
Source: the annotation of a GenBank genome assembly